Molecule: messenger RNA, 1305 nt
Organism: Drosophila takahashii
Lineage: Eukaryota; Metazoa; Arthropoda; Insecta; Diptera; Drosophilidae
Gene: firl
Product: firelighter
Cellular component (GO): lipid droplet
Molecular function (GO): oxidoreductase activity, acting on the CH-OH group of donors, NAD or NADP as acceptor
Source: RefSeq, a predicted model, not a curated record
CGAGACCUAUCGGUCAUUCCCGUCUCGACUUGGGUUCGGAUCUUCUCCACACUCAACUAUAACGAUCCAUUGGAAAUUCUCGUAUUGUGUAAAUACAUUUAAUAUUGUUUCGGCGAUUUCGAGUUAUUAACAUUUAACAUCUUAAUACAGUGUGAAGCUUUGGAAUCGCACUUCGUUCUGCUUGAUUAACGCUGUCAAAGGGCGCCGGAUUUCGGAAACCAGAGAAACCAUACAUAUACCCGAUAGUACCCAUUACGCAUAAUGAUAGAACGAGAAAUUAUCCACACGACACCUGCUUCAAAGCGCAUCUUUGAUGUCCUCCAGGAUGUCCUGCAGUUUCUGGUGCUCUUUGUGCGAAUCCUUCUGGAGUUGUUUGUUACCCUGGUACAGGCUUUCUUGCCCAAAAAUCAAAAGGAUGUCAGCGGGGAGAUAGUCCUGAUAACAGGAACUGGACAUGGAAUAGGCCGAGAGCUGGCCCUUCAUUAUGCUUCAUUGGGUAGCACUGUGGUUUGUGUGGACAUCGAUGAGAAAAACAACCUACAAACGGUCCAAAAAGCCAAAAGGCUCAAUCUAGGCGAAGUUCACAGCUACAGUUGCGAUGUUUCCAAGCGCGAUGAAGUUAUGGCACUGGCGGAUCGGGUUAAGGCGGAGGUUGGACACGUAUCGGUGCUGGUUAAUAAUGUCGGAAUAAUGCCCACCCACCCGAUCCUCCAGCAAUCGGCCGAGGAAAUUCAGAGGGUCUUCGAUGUGAAUGUAUUUUCGCAGUUUUGGACCAUCCAGACCUUUUUGUCCCACAUGCAGGAGAAGAAUCGCGGCCACAUCAUCUGCCUUUCUUCUAUUGCGGGAUUGGUGGGAAUCUCUAACCUGGUACCCUAUUGCGCCACCAAAUUCGCAGUUCGUGGUCUGAUGGAGGCACUGCAUGCAGAGCUGCGAGAGGGACCUUACAGGGAUUUGAUUAAGACCACCACCAUCUUCCCCUAUAUGACCAACACUGGUCUCUGCAAGCAUCCCAAGGUGAAGUUCCCCUCGAUCUUGGGCCUGCUCGAUCCCAAGCAGGUGGCCAGAAGGAUCGUGGAGGCCCAUCGCUCCGACCUUAUGGAGGUAACCAUUCCCAGCUGCCUGCUGCACAUCAACAACUGGACGCGACUCCUGCCGGAUCAUUGUGGCCUGAUGCUCAAGGACUUUAUCGACAGCGGCGUGGAGUCGGAUUUAAUUUAGGUUAUAUUUGAUAUAGUAGAUCGUAAAUGAAGUUACAAUAUGUUGCAGUACAAUAAACUUACUAUUGGAGUAUGUAUUAAAAUAAAA